Gossypium raimondii (Peruvian cotton) is the source of this 3798-nucleotide messenger RNA. RefSeq names its product ABC transporter G family member STR. Gene Ontology annotation, molecular function: ATP hydrolysis activity; ABC-type transporter activity; ATP binding. Gene Ontology annotation, cellular component: membrane. NCBI's taxonomy places the organism in Eukaryota, Viridiplantae, Streptophyta, Magnoliopsida, Malvales, Malvaceae. The record is from RefSeq and is a predicted model, not a curated record.
AUGGUGUCAAAACUGAAAGAUAUCAAAAAGCCGGGUCAUGGGUUCGAGUUCAGUAACCUCUCUUACAGUGUUAUCAAGAAACAAAAUAAAGAUGGUGAGUGGAUCAAGAAAGAAGCUUAUCUUCUUAAUGAUAUAUCAGGUCAAGCCAUGAGAGGUGAAGUGAUGGCUAUUAUGGGACCUAGUGGUGCUGGGAAGUCCACGUUCCUUGAUGCUUUGGCUGGUCGGAUUGCUAGAGGGAGUCUCCAAGGUUCUAUCAGAAUCGAUGGCAAACCGGUAACUACAAGCUACAUGAAGAUGAUUUUAUCCUACGUAAUGCAAGAGGACCAACUUUUUCCAAUGCUGAAGGUUCAAGAAACCUUCAUGUUUGCGGCUGAAGUGCGGUUGCCACCUUCUAUUUCUAGGGCAGAGAAGAAAAAACGAGUCAAUGAGCUACUCAGUCAAUUAGGCUUAGAGACUGCAGCACAUACAUAUAUCGGGGAUGAAGGAAGAAGAGGAGUAUCAGGAGGAGAGAGGCGAAGGGUCUCGAUUGGCAUCGACAUCAUUCAUAAACCACCAUUGUUAUUCCUCGACGAACCGACAUCUGGUCUCGACUCUAUGAGUGCUUAUAGUGUGGUGGAAAAGAUGAAGGGCAUAGCUCGAGGUGGUAGCAUCGUUCUCAUGACCAUACAUCAACCUUCUUUUAGGAUUCCAUUGCUAUUGGACCGUAUCACUGUUCUAGCAAGGGGUAGACUAAUGUAUAUGGGAAGCCCAGCCUCUCUCCCGGCUCACCUUUCCGGUUUUAGAAGACCAGUUCCCAACGGUGAGAACAACCUUGAAUAUCUCAUCGACGUAAUCAAAGAAUACGAUGAAUCAACCGCCGGACUGGACACUCUCGUAGUGUACCAACUUGAUAGUAUCAAACCAGACCAAGUUGCACGAACAUCGGUUCCAAAAACACCCAAAACACCUAAAACACCGAAGAACAUGAAAACACCUGGUUCCAAACAUGCUAUUAGCCUACGCAGCAAUACUUUCUCCGUUACAAAUCAAUCACAGUCCGACCGAUUUGAUUACAAUGAAGAUGAAGAUGAAGAAGAAGACUUUGAUUACUCUUUGGAACGGAAAUCAUCCCGGUGGCAACCUCAGACUCCAAUGAGUACUUCACACAGUGGUGCUUACCCAUGUUUGGCUUCUCAAUUCUAUAAAGAUUUCUUCGUUUGGGUUUACCGUAGUGUCACCGGAGCUCCUCGUCGUGCACCGUCGUGGACACCGGCGAUAACUCCUAGUGUAACACCGGCUACAACUCUUAGUGUAUGAAGCUAUGUUUCCGGCCGAUAACAUGCAAUGGCUCAGCAAACACCUUCACACUGCUAGAAGACCCCGGUUGCUUACAGUCCGUCGUACGAAGAAUUCGACAUAGAAUAAGUGUUGGACGAGCCGGAACACGGCCCCAAGUUCGCUAACCCAUGGCUGAGAGAAGUUGUAGUGCUGUCGUGGAGGACGACGCUUAACGUGGUUCGUACACCGGAGCUCUUCCUUUCCCGAUAAAUCGUAUUGACGGUCAUGGUGGUGAUUUUAUCUUCCCUAUUCCGAAACUUAAGCCAUCACGAUUUUCAGACGAUCAACCGGCUGUUAAAUUUUUACAUAUUCGCCAUUUGUUUAGUCUUUUUCUCUUCCAACGAUGCUGUCUUGACUUUCAUCCAAGAACGGUUCAUCUUCAUCAGAGAGACCUCUCAUAACGCUUAUCGUGCGUCAUCUUACGUCAUCUCUUCCCUCAUCGUCUACCUCCCGUUUUUCGCUAUCCAAAGCUUUACCUUCUCCACCAUUACCAAAUAUUGGCUUCGCCUACAAAGCAACGUCUUAAACUUCUGGUUAAUACUGUACGCUUCUCUAAUCACCAUCAAUGCUUACGUCAUGCUGGUGAGUGCACUCGCCUCGAGUUACAUCACUGGUUACGCCGUCGUAAUCGCUACCACAGCUCUUUUCUUCCUCACCUGUGGGUUCUUUAUUAAAGGUGACAAAAUACCCAUUUAUUGGAGAUGGUUACACUACAUUUCCGCCAUUAAAUACCCUUUUGAAGCUUUGUUGGUGAAUGAGUUUAAAGAUAAAGAAAUUUGUAUUUCCGGUAACCCAUCGGAUCUUUCGCCGGGACCUUUAGGAGAGUUGAAACCUAGUGAUUUGCACCUUAAAAAUAAAGCACUUGUUGAUUGCACCAUGAUCAGAGAAGACGUGAUAUCAUCCAUGGGGAUUAAAUUGGAGAAUCUUUGGUAUGAUAUCCUUAUAUUGCUAGCUUGGGGUGUACUUUAUCGCCUGUUUUUCUACGUGAUUUUAAAUAUUUUAAGCCCUUUUCUUUUGGAGAUUAUGGAGAGAGAUUUUCUCGGUUUGAGGUCCAAAAAUGCUGCAAUUACAAUCAAAGUAGAGCCCUCCGAUGCUCAGCCUAAUGAUUCAGUUUUGUUGAGGGGUUCAGGGAUGCAGUUGUCUUUCUCAAACAAGGUAUCUACAGUUCCUCAGUUCUUGUCGUUCGAUGGUGCUCGAGACGAUAAACUAAGAAAAGCCACGCAUGACACGCUGUUGUCAUCCGGUUUUAUGACUAUUCCAACUACUGAUUCUAACAAGAAACCGCAUCCUGGCUUGACUCAGAAACAAGGGGGAAACCACUAUGCGGCUACCACCUAUGGUCUCCAACAACUCGAUGUACACCAAUCCCGCCUUUCCCACGAAGCAAGGAUAUUUCCAAGUUCAAGUCAGCUGAAUCACACGAUUACGGUUUCUAUGAACACUCCUCUUCUCCAAACCCACCUUGCUUCCCCCGGACAGAACAUAAUCGGUCAUACUAUAAACCCGCAACCUUUUACCGGAGUUCCAAUCAUGGCUGCACCUGUAUCUGUUGUUCCUCCAUCAAGUCCUAUCAUCGGUACCACUGAUCUUAGGAAUGCUGCCAAAUCUUCUAAGGCACCAGCUCAAUUGACUAUCUUUUAUGCUGGAUCUGUAUGUGUGUACGAUGAUGUAUCUCCCGACAAGGCCAAAGCUAUUAUGUUACUUGCUGGAAACGGUUCUUCUGCGACUCAAAGUAAAACGGCACCUGUGACUCAACCGCAGACACAUAUUCCACGACCUUGUACUUUGUCCCCUUUCUCGGGUCUUCCAAAUCACCUUUCUGCAACCUCCCAUGUCAGUUUACAGCCUGUUGCAGGAUCUAGUGGCACCAAUGAACUAACAGCUGCAACAAGGAUAGGAGCUUUAGCAUCCACUAAUAACCAACCAGAUCCUCCCAAAUUGGUUAAUCCUGCAGUUGCUGUGCCUCAGGCUCGUAAAGCAUCCUUGGCUCGGUUUUUAGAGAAGCGUAAAGAAAGGGUAUCAAACACCUCACCGUACAACAUCUGCAAAAGAUCUCCUGAAUCUGGCCCCUUUGCAUCUGAUGGCAUAAGUUUUCCUGUGACUUCUGCUGGAUCUAGUCCUUUACAAGCCAUCAAUUAAGGAUCGAGCCUCGAGACUUUUUCAGACCGUGGGUCUAAUAGAUAAUGUAAGAGCUCAUUGCAGACAUUUGUUUUUGUUGGUAAUCAAAUGAACUCGAUUAUUUUGAUGUCAAAUUUUAGGUCGAGUUAUAUACAUACAUAUAUAUAUAUAUGGUGGUCAUAUGUUUUUGGUUUUCUUGUUCUGAAAUGCUUCGAUUCGGAGUUUUUUUUUUGUAUCAGUUUUCUUUUGGGAUGACUUUUUAGAACAUCAUGUAACUCAUAUUGUUGUAUGUUCUACACGUUGAUUGUAGAAAGCAUAAUUUUGUAUCCAUCUGUGCUAAUAAUAUGUUGUCGGAUUUUGAUA